CCAGUAGGUGGCAGCCGCACCGUGUGUGUGGUCGAGGUUGUCGACUCUCAGAGAAGAAGUCAAGCGGGUCGCAAACAUGGCGUCUGUUGUGUAUCGGUGUGUGUUACCUGCUACGAGGUAACAGCGGCAACGUCGCGGUGUUGCGGGACUGUAGGGCAAGAAGCCGGGGGGAGGGGAGAGGCAAGAGGAGUCCUCGGCGUCGAGGCCGUCGUCAUGGAGUACGGCGUGGCGCGCAGGGUGUCGUGUCCCUCCAGGAGCAUAUCCUCGGAGUUCGGCGCUAACAUUAGCAUGAUGCAAGAUGGCGAGCUGAAUGUGCUCCAUCCUGCCAGCAAGACUCCGGGACACACUUUGGCCACCAAGACUCCGGGACACACUUUGGGCAGGGGGACGCAGAGGAGCUCGUCCGCCUCGCAGCUCGUCCACCAGAGACACAUGCCCAUGGAGCCCGGCAAGUUCCACAUCCCGAGGAAGUCCAAAGAGGAGAAAGCUUUGUUGAAGCACAUCUCCAGUGAGUCGCGUGAGUACGAUGGCGUGAUGAACAUCCUGAUGUCCAGCUACAUCGACACCGCCUCUGUUGGCUGCUUCACCUACAGCUGUCUCCGCCUGGUCCACAGCGAGCAGCUGGAAAAAGAGUUUGUGGAGAAGAGGAGAGAGAUGAAGGCUGACGGGAGGAUGGAGAAAGAGCUGGAGGAGAGCUACUGUUUCCUCUGGACUGAAGAGGACAAGGUACCCUGGCUGUGUGAGAAAGGCUUGAUUGUGGGUCAAACCUGGCUGUCGCUCUUGGGAGACACAAAUAAAGGAGUGUAUUUGAGCAGGUACUCAGACCUGCUACAAGUUCAACCGUUGACCCCGGGAGCCACGGGCGACCUCAUCAUCUUCAAAGUGAUGAAGGGCAAAGUGAAGAGCAUAAAUGACAACAUCAAAAACGUGCUGGAUCCCACGCCUCGCUUUGACAGUCACCUACCCAAAAACGCCAGCAACGUCACCUCAGUCACUUCCUUUCGCGCUUUCGAGUUAACGCAGCAAUACUUUUACGAGUACGACUUCGAUGAGCUGCGACCACGGCCUCGCCAGGUCUGUCCCUAUGCUGUUGUGUCCUUGCUGUUUAAAGGAAAGGACUCUCUCCUUCCCAGCACUCCUUUGGCCCCCGUCAGGCAGAACAGUCGACCGGCAGAGGCGAGUAAAGAGGGAGCUCACUUCACUGUGUGGAGCGGCGACCUGGUGCACAGUGACGAGACUGUCUUACAGAUCUCCCUUCGCUCCUCCUCACUGCCCUUCCUCCCCCACAGACUACCUGACAGGUUGGAAAUGGGUUUCUUGAUGAGGCUGGACAAGGUGACCAAGCUCCUGCCAGUGCAGCUGUUCUCGCGGAGCCUCUACAGCAGCAGCAGCAAAGAAGUUGUGAGUCACGGCCAUCACUGCAGCCUACUGGAGGUGGUUGACAGAAGUCGCUCGACAAGCAGCAUAACCACACUGCUGCAGGAGAUUGAAGUCAAAAGACUGGUUUUUGUGACCCCUCUGACUGAGAGAGGUUUUCUCUUUCUGCUGUCCAGUGUCCAGAUGACCUCGCCCCCUGAGAGAGACGAUGGGUGGAAGCGGUGUCUCCAGGCCUUGUUUGUCUUUCCUGAAAGCAGAGACGUGGCCAAAGCCGCACCAAGCGGUGGCAUUUCUUUGGAUGUCCCUGGUUCAUCUGAUAGCAAGAUAAUGCCAGGUCUGAAGCACUUCAUGCCGGCCCUGCAUCACGCCCUCAUCAAGAACCGCGCCAAUCCUCCUGUGGAGCUCUCUACAGGCGUGGAGCUGCAGGCUCAGGAAUACUUAAUUGGCCUAAAAGAGGGCAAGGUGCAACCACACCCCAUGGCUGAGUACGAUGAAAAAGAGGACAAGAGGAAAACGCCAUUUCCAGCUCCCAAACACCACCAGCUCAACUUGGAUGGAUACCUGCAGUCAUACCUGCACAGCCCUGGCAACUACCAGCUGUCCGUCAGCCAUGCCAGGAAGAUGGUGGAGGUGCACUGUAGCCACAUGGAGUCUGAGGAGGUGAGGCCAGAGGUGCAAGAGGUGGUCAGCAGCAACACACAGAAGAUGCAGCAGCUGAUGGACCUAGUGUUGACCAGCAAGAGGAACGCUGAGAUUGAAGUAAGGCGGGAGGAAGGAGGAAGAGUAGGCGAGAUGAAAAGCCUGGUGAGGAAGAGGAGAAUGGAGCAGAAAAUGGCAGAGCGGACACUGACAUAUUUGAAGGCGUCGCAGGAACGGUCAAAAUGUGACAAGAUUACAGGUGAAGGUAGUCAAGCCUCCGCCCCCCCAGGUACUCUCCCCGCUGUCAUCCAGUCGGUCGGGCUGAUGGGUGUGGUUCUUCGGGAAGACGGAUCAGAGCUUUCCAAGAGACUUUGCAAGCUGCUGACAGGUCUCAAGCAGGCUGCCCGAGGAGCGGCCACGAGAGUUCGCAAUGAGGGUCCAGAGGAGAUGCAGGAAGACUCAUCUCCCUUCGACAGGCUGGCCGCUAAGCUGGGACUGCCUGCCAACUGUGACAUUGACCUAAGGAAGCAGGACGAGCUGGAGGAUCACACAGCAGGCAGUGUGAGUAGCCUGGAGGGAUUCAGUCCCAGCGGGGACCAUUCUCUCCACGGAGGAGGAGGCGGAGGCCUUGCGAGGAGAGCAGGAGGGUACGAGGAUGAUGAGGAGCAGUGGGAGAUCCCCUGGGUGCUCACCCCCAUUACAGGCCUGUGUUCAGAGAGGUACACCCAGAGGGAAAGAAACCUCCCGAAGGAUCCUCGCCUUCAUCACGUCACCAUGGAGACGCUGCCAGAAAACCCCACACCAUCUCCUGGGCCCAGCCCCCCACUCUGCUCCUCACCUGAGACCAGCCCACCUCCUUCCCCCAAGCCCAGCCCUCCCCUGCCCCGCAGACCCUAUCGCCCACUGUCUCCAUCUGGGCCACCAUCACAGGAGCCCUACCGCCCCCCUUCCCCCUCCCCUGCCAGCUGCCUGGCUCGUCGCAUCAGCUCCCUCCCCCUCCCCCCUCUAAGUUGGUCCCCGCCAAAGCUAAUUAAGCAGCAAAAUGAUGUAGAAGUGCUGCAGGUUGCUCCCCCCUCCCCCAUGGAGUGUGGAGGAACCUCCAUGGCCACAGAACACAAAGCUGAGGACAAAGAAGAGCAGGACAUCUCAUUUAUCGAACCAUCCGUUUCUCCGGUCGUCUCUCCACCAUCAGAGAGGAUGACGAGCCCCCCGCCGUCAGCUCCUGAGCAACGGGGACACAACACAGGCGGAAAAAUAGGAGAGUUUGAAGACGUACAGCUUGCCAGGGAUGACAAACAAUCACAAGAGGAAGAUGUGAUGGAGGUGAUUGACUUGACUCGAAGCCCGCCCGGGGUGAAGGAGGUGAUGAUGCAAGACGCGCCCAUCUCCUCGCCGCCUGCCUGUCCUCUCCAAGCUAUCGACCACAUCGUGGACAAACAUCUCCACAAAUUCUCUUCCGACAUGCAGCUCCUCCUGCAGAAAGAAAGCAUUCAGUGCAGCUUCCCUGAAGGUUUCAAUGCGCCGACCAUCCCCGCCCAGCACGCCAUGCCUUUCACCGUGGUGACUCCCUUUUCGCAAUACGUGUCCUUGUUCCAUCCGUGUCCCCCGGCCCAGGGCUACGUGAGCUCGCUCCAGGACGGUAUCAGCAGCAUGUUGCAAGACUUUAACGACGCCGGGUCGGGCCGGAGCCGAGCUGAACCUGAGACGGCUCUGGCCAGCACAGUCAGCGCCUUCGUGUCCAGUAUCAGAGCGGCGAACACCCGAGCGGACGAGGACGUGUCCUCCUCAGGGGAACUGACAGCUUCAGACGGUCAGAGGACAACAUUCUCUGGAGAAAGUGAGGUUUGGCAACCUGACGCACCCUGCAGACAGUUGUCUGAUCCACCAAACAGGAGUCCCCCACCUCAUGACUUCCCUGCAGCUUCACCUACCUCUGCCUCCCCAGUCGUCCCCCACACUCGUAGAGCACCUGAGCCGAGCGCCACUUUAGACGUGGACUUCGCCGUGUCUCACAGCAUUCACCAAACCCACUCCACAGCCACAGUGGAACCCCCGCUAGCCUGCGAGCAGGUCUCCAGCUCGGAUUCCCUCCCGCCGGCGUCGGCCCUCAGCUCUGUGAUCCGCCAGCUGAAGCCCGAGGUGUUAAACAACCUAUGUGAGAUCAUCAAGGACGUCCAGAGGAGCUCCACACUGCAGUUCUACAUCCACAGCAACCAGCCCGAGGACCAGCUGAGCCAAGACAUCAAGGAAUACCUCUCCCAGCAGGGUCACAUGGAGCAGAAUCCUGUUCUCUUCUUGAAGCAAGAAGCCUCAGAUCGCAGACUUCUGGUAGUCAUUAAGAAGAGCGACAUAGAGGAACAUAUACACCAGAUCCCGGGCCUGGUCUCGCUCAAACAGCAGCAGUCUGUGGUCUUUGUCGGGGUCGAAAGCGUGGACGACAUGAGGAACCACACAUACGACCAGCUCUUUGUGUGCGGCGGCUGCGUCAUCCCCGAGGACCUGCUCCUCAAUCCAGACCUCGUCCCUCCUGAUCAACUGUCUGCACUGCUGGAACUCUUGAAACAGCGGACUUCUCUGGAGAGUGUUUGGAAGUGGCUGAUUCACAGCAAACCCCUCAAGAAACUCAAAGAUCAAGCCAGGUUCCGGCGAGACGCCGCCAGCUUGUUAGACAUCCUGGUGAGCUACCAGAAGCAGCAGAUUGUGGAGUUCCUGCCGCCUCAUCACUGCGACAAGAUGAACCAGCAGUCGCCCGACCUGGACUGUUUGAUCAGACAUCAGGCCCAAAACAUUCGCUUCCAACACACCGUUUUCCUGACUGUCAGUUGCUUGGACUUCAUGAAGUACUCCAAAAGCGGCAUCAUCGCGGCUGGCGUGGCGGAGAUGUUGGGCAACUUUGAUGCGCUGCUCGGUCACCGUGACAACGGGGACAAACAGCCAAUCGCGGAGGACCUGCAGUCAUCCAAAGGCGUCUUGAGGGCGUCGUGUCGCGAGGACGAUGACGCCGGCGAUGCCACCCGACUCGCCCGCCUGCGGCCCGACUCCGGCAGUCCUCCCUCGUUGGACCAGCUGGUCCCGGAGCACUCGGACAAAGACCUGCACAUCUUACAGAUGGCCAUCUCACACCUGCGGGCCGAGAGGCAGCAGGAGUGCUCGGGCGCCGAAGUCCGGGCGCAGGGCAAGGGGGCGGGGUCGCCCUCACAAAGUCAAGCCCGCUGGAUAAACGACGCCUCCGCCGAUAUCCCCACGCAGACGUCCGACCAAAGCGCGGCCGCAGACCCCAGCGACGGCAGGACGGAAGAAAUGGAGCAUGAACACAUUUCCACGGGCGUGGUCUCCUCCAGUUCCAGUUCCUGUCCUGUAGAGGGCGACACUCUGAGCCCUCUCGGGAACAAGGAAACAAGAGGCGUCGCCAUGACAACGGCGCACCAGCAGCACAUCCCCCCAAACCGCCAUCGUCCUCGGCACCGUCCUCGGCGCCGUCCGUCCCGUCCACGAGCGCCCCUCGGCUGCCCGCCGUGGUUGAGCGCCAACCAGCAGCACCCGCGCCUCCACUCGGACUCGCCGACCACACCCUCGCCCGGCAGGGACUUUUGGGAGCUUCAGAGACAACGGACUAGCGCGGACUGUGCGGGAGUGCCGGGCGGGUACCUCUACCCUCCCAGACCGAGUACCAGCGGGCACUGGGGCUGGCAGCAAGGAGGCAGAGGCUUUAACGGGAUGUAG
This is a messenger RNA of Nerophis lumbriciformis (worm pipefish), 5739 nucleotides long. RefSeq names its product transcription activation suppressor a (gene tasora). Lineage: Eukaryota; Metazoa; Chordata; Actinopteri; Syngnathiformes; Syngnathidae. The record is from RefSeq and is a predicted model, not a curated record. Gene Ontology annotation, biological process: protein localization to heterochromatin; negative regulation of gene expression, epigenetic. Gene Ontology annotation, cellular component: nucleoplasm; heterochromatin. Gene Ontology annotation, molecular function: chromatin binding.